Messenger RNA from Aspergillus calidoustus, 669 nucleotides. The record is from the annotation of a GenBank genome assembly. Lineage: Eukaryota; Fungi; Ascomycota; Eurotiomycetes; Eurotiales; Aspergillaceae.
AUGAAUAUAGGUGGUGGUGCCUGGCUGGGUGGCCAGCUCUUCUCCGCAAUGGUCAUGCGUCGCCCUGCAGAGCUGUUCCUCAACGAGCUCGGCGUGCCCUAUGAAGAGGACCCCGACAUGCCCAACUACGUUGUCGUCAAGCACGCCUCCCUCUUCACAUCCACCCUCCUCUCCAAGGUCCUCGCCUUCCCCAACGUCAAGCUCUUCAACGCCACCUGCGUCGAGGACCUCGUCACCCGCCCCGGUGCCAGCGGCAGCGCCCAGGACGUCCAGAUCGCCGGUGUCGUCACCAACUGGACCCUCGUCACCCUCCACCACGACGACCACUCAUGCAUGGACCCCAACACCAUCAACGCCCCUGUCAUCAUCAGCACCACUGGCCACGACGGCCCCUUCGGCGCCUUCUGUGCCAAGCGCCUCGUCUCUAUGACCACCAUCGACAAGCUCGGCGGUAUGCGCGGUCUCGACAUGAACUCGGCUGAGGAUGCCAUCGUCAAGAACACCCGUGAAGUCGCCAAGGGUCUGAUCAUUGGCGGUAUGGAGCUCUCUGAGAUUGACGGCUUCAACCGUAUGGGUCCUACCUUUGGUGCCAUGGUUCUUAGCGGUGUCAAGGCUGCCGAGGAGGCUCUUAGGGUCUUUGAGGAGCGCAAGCGCGAGUGCGCUGAGUAG